This is a messenger RNA of Gigantopelta aegis, 2345 nucleotides long. Its product is annotated as C-factor-like. The transcript is spliced from 5 exons. Bases 28 to 777 code for a protein of 249 amino acids. The record is from RefSeq and is a predicted model, not a curated record. NCBI's taxonomy places the organism in Eukaryota, Metazoa, Mollusca, Gastropoda, Neomphalida, Peltospiridae.
CCUACCCCAACCCCGGUCGGAACAAGCAUGAAGUUGAAUCCAUCCACCGUUCUCAUUACCGGAGCAAAUCGAGGACACGGCCUGGAAUUUGUAAAACAGUUUCUUAGCUUACCAUCUGCACCUAAGCUUUUAUUUGCUACAUGUCGUGACUUCCAUACUUGUUUGAAUCUACAGGAGCUUAUACCACACAAUCCAAAUUUAAAAGUAAUAAAACUAGAUGUAGAUGAUGAAAUGUCCAUCAAGGAUGCCUUCAAAACAGUAGAAGGCUACCUACAGGGUCAUGGUCUCAACUUGCUGAUAAACAAUGCAGGCGUACUGGAAGAAGGUGGAAUCAGCGACACAACAGGAGACAGCAUGAUGAGACUCUUCAGAACCAACGCAGUCGGCCCAUUCCUUGUGGCACAGACAUUUCUUCCAGCCCUUAAUCGGGCAGCCAAAUUAAACCCAUCUACCGGAAUGAGUUGUAACAAAGCAGCCAUUGUGAAUAUUUCCAGCGUUGUAGCCUGCUUUGACCAAAAUUACAAUGGAAGCUUGUACGCAUACAGAUGUUCCAAGGCUGCUCUGAACAUGAUAACGAAGACGCUGAGUGUGGACCUAAAGGACAACCUUGUCUUGUCGGUGUCCCUAGACCCAGGCUGGGUCCAGACAGACAUGGCACCCAUGGCUCACACACUUCCCCGUGACAGGGUGCACGACAUGAUCAAGGUGAUGGGCGUCAUGAAUGAAUCAUCAAACGGCUUGUUCUUCCACGCCGAGGGAUUCCUCAUUCCAUGGUGAUUCUUCAGCCACAGAUUUCUCAUCACUAAUACAGUGCACCGUGCCACACUCUCUGUACCAAUAUAUACACGAUGAAUUCAUUAUAGUGAUUAAUUCAUUAUGGCAAUGAAUUAAUUAUAACAUAUAACAUAUAAUAGCUGCCCUUCUCGAUUUUCAUGUAUAGUUUGUUUUCCCAUAAAAAAUUUGUUUCCCCAUAAAAAAUUUGUUUCGUUUAACGACACUAUUAGAGCACAUUGAUUUAAUAAUCAUCGGCUAUUGGAUGUCAAACAUUUGGUAAUUUUUACAGUCUAAGAGAGAAAGCCUGGUAUAUUUUUUCAUGAAUAGCAAGGCAUCUUUUAUAUGCACCAUCACACAGACAGAAUGGCACAUACCACAGCCUUUGAUUACCAGGGUUUUUUCCCAUAAAGCAGCAAAGUAAAUUCUAUAUGUCUUUGAAGAGGCUGUCCCAAGUUUAUUGCCAUUGUUAGAAUACUGCUAACACGUGCCUUUGUAACAGCUACAAUUUCUUAUUGAAUACAGCUUCUUGUUUUGAAUGUCAUUGUCUGUAUAUCCAGUGUAUUUCUGAAUGAUCUAAUGUUUGUAGUAGUCCCAGUUUCAUUCAUUUUGUUUCAUAAUGUAUAUUUUAUCAUAUUUAUGAAAGUAUUGGCUGAUGAAAUGCAGUUUAGGCUACUCCAGCCAUUAGGAUGAUAUUAAACACUGAUAAAUGUAUUUAAUAUGUGAUUUUAGUAAUUACAAGGCUCUAAGCUCUAUUAGUCAGAAAUAGUUUACAGUGGCAGGUACAGGGUUCGCAUCCCGGUACCAGCUCCGACCCUGAGCGAGUUUUAACAACUCAAUGGGUAGAUGUAAGACCACUACACCAAUGUCUCUCUCACUAACCACUAACAACUAACCCACUGUCCUGGACAGACAGUCCAGAUAGUGGAGGUGUGUUCCCAGGACAGCAUGCUUGAACCUUAAUUGGAUAUAAGUGGCAACAAACUGUAAAUGUUCAGGUAAAAUACACAUACAUGCUAUUGUAAUUUACCAAGAUGGACUGAAAGUAAUUUAGAAUUAAACAUGUACCUAUUUAUUUAUUAUCACCUCCUUGUCGAUGUUUGAAAACAUGAAUAUUUGUUCAGAGGUUUUUUUUUUUCUUCUUUUUGUUUUAUUAUUAUUAUAUUCUGAAGCUGUUCAGAGUUAAAUACAUGCGUUCAGAAUGGACUUUAAUCAGCUUUAGAGUUUUUCCCAUGAUGCACCAUUCUUUGAUUUGUUUGAAGUGUUAUAUACCAUCUAGGUCACAUUCAGAUGCAGUUCGCUACAAUCUAGGUUGCAUUCAAAGGCUGUUAACUGUUUAAACUUGUGAUGGGAUCGGAGUCUUUGCAAAAUUCCUUUGUCAGAGACCAUGUAUAACAGAGCUUUUUUAACAACUAAAAUUUCAGAUUAAACAUUAGGGGUGGGGGCAAAGACAUGCUUUAUUUAACGACGCACUCAACACAUUUUAUUUACUGUUUUAUGGCGUCAGACAUAUGGUUAAGGACCACACAGAUUUUGAGAGGAAACCUGUUGUCACCACUAGAUGGGCUACUCUU